AUGGCUGUGUGGAAGGCCGAGCGGCUGGGUGGGCUCCAGCGGGGGGACCUGCUCACGCCCCCUGCCCUCAGGGGGGACCGGUGCACAGUCCCCCGUGGCCAGCCCCCCAGGGUCCAGCUGUACUGCCAGGCCUGCCUGGUCACCUGCGGCUCUCAGGAGGCCUUUGAGAACCACUGUUCAUCACUGGAGCAUGCACAGAUGGUGGCCUUUGACCAGGCUGUGCCCUGGGAGCACCGCUCCCCACCCAUGGGGCUCUCCAAGUUUGAGCUCUGCCCAAGGCCUGACCUCUGUGAGUAUGGGGAUGUCUGCACCAAGGCACACUCGACACAGGAGCUGGAGGAAUGGGUCCAGAGGGUGCAGGCCCUAGAGCUGCGGAAGCAGGCAGCCUGGCACGAUGGGCUGGUGCCCUACCAGGAGCGGCUGCUGGCCGAGUACCAGUGCAGCAGCAGCAAGGCCUGGGUGCUGGCAGAGACCAUCGAUAGGGUAUCCAUCACCUGCAACCAGCCCCUGGUGCAUCAGGGCCGGGAGAAGAAGACCCAGCACAGCUGGACAUUCACCAUCCACUCUGAGGACUCCCUGUUACAUGUGGCCCUACUCAAGCAGGAGCCAGGAGCAGACUUCUGGCUGGUGGCCCACUGCCUCCCACCAGGCCGGCUCUAUGCAGAGGGGAAACGCUUCUGUGUGCCCAAUUCCCCGGCCAACUUCCAGGUAGGGGUGCAGGUGCAGACCCACUCCUUCGGCACCUUCGAGCAGUGGGUGGUCUUCGACUUUGGCCGCCGGCCAGCGCUGCUUCGGAAGCUGGGGCUGCAACUGUGCCAAGCACACUCCCCAGGGACCUGGGGGAGGCCUGUGCAUAGCCACCCCGAGGAGCCGGAGUGCUGGCACAUUGGCAACCGCCGCGUGGUGCCUGGUGUGCAGCGGACAGCUGAACAGGCUGCCCUGAUGGCCAAGUACAAGGCUCCCGCCCUGGCCCUGGAGUUUGGCCGUAGUGGCCUGGCCUCAGGCCCCAUCUCUCGCACCAACUACCGGCAGAGGCUGCACCAGUUUCUCUUUGAGGAGGAGGCAGCUCAGCAGAAGCUGGUAGCCCAGCUGGCCUUGCGGGGCCAGGUGUCCCUGAAGACGGCACUGCAGACACCAGCCCUGGGCAUGCUCUUUGCGCCUCCAGGAGCCCUCUAUGCUGAGGUCCCUAUCCCCUCCUCCAUGACACCGGACACAAACCAGGGCUACCUGCUGAGCCGGGCGGUCAGCACAGCGCUCGUGGCCCCUGUGCCCGCGCCUGACAACACAGUGUUCGAGGUGCAGCUGGAGACACGGGCCAGCUCAGAGCAGGUGCUGUGGCUGCUGCUGCCGGCCAACUGCUGCCGGGCCCUGGGGCUGCAGCCCGAGGCCAGCCCCAGCUUGGAGGUGCAGUUCCAGAUUGACCCGCUGACCUUCUGCUUCUGGCACCAGGCAGUGGACAGGCUGCCCGAGGAGAGACUGGUGGUGCCUGACUUGCCCACCUGUGCCCUGCCCCGCCCUCGGCCUGUCUUGCCCUCGCUACGUGGAAACCGCAAGCAGAAGCUGGCCAUGGCUCUCAUUGCCGGGGGCAGCCCUGGGGGCGCGAAGCUCGUGCCCCCACUGCUCAUCUAUGGCCCUUUUGGCACUGGCAAGACCUACACACUGGCCAUGGCCUCCCUGGAGGUCAUCCGGCAUCCCCACACCAAGGUGCUCAUCUGCACACACACCAACAGUGCCGCCGACAUCUACAUCCAGGAGUAUUUCCACAGCUAUGUCAGCAGCGGCCACCCUGAGGCGGCUCCGCUCCGGGUGAUGUACACGGACCGCCCACCAAGCCAGACGGACCCCACCACACUACGGUACUGCUGCCUGACUGAGGACCGCCGUGCCUUCCGCCCACCAACAGGGGCAGAGCUGGAGCAGCACCGUGUGGUGGUCACCACCACCUCCCAGGCCCGCGAGCUCAGGGUGCCCCCUGGCUUCUUUUCACACAUCCUCAUUGAUGAGGCGGCCCAGAUGCUGGAGUGCGAGGCCCUCACCCCCCUGGGCUAUGCCUCACCCGGCACCCGCGUGGUGCUGGCGGGCGAUCACAUGCAGGUCACGCCCCGGCUCUUCAGUGUGGCCAGGGGCAAGGCAGCCCAGCACACGCUGCUUUACCGCCUCUUCCUGCACUACCAGCAGGAGGUGCACGAGGUUGCCCAGCAGAGCCGCCUUAUCUUCCAUGAGAACUACCGCUGCACUGAGGCCAUCAUCAGCUUCGUUUCGCGCCACUUCUACAUGGCCAAGGGCACCCCCAUCCAAGCCAGUGGCAAGGUCCCACGCCACCCCCGACACUACCCACUCAUGUUCUGCCAUGUGGCUGGCAGCCCUGAGCGGGACAUGUCCAUGACGUCCUGGCUCAACCUGGCUGAGAUCUCCCAGGUUGUGGAGAAAGUACAGGAGGUCUACAACACCUGGCCCCACUGCUGGGGCGUCCGGGAGCAGAGACACAUCUGUGCUGUCUCCCACGGUGCCCAGGUCAGGGCGCUGCGGCAGGAGCUGAGGAGGAAGCACCUGGGCGAGGUGUCUGUGGGCAGCUUUGAGACACUGCCAGGGCGGGAGUUCCGGGUUGUGGUGCUGAGCACCGUCCACAACCACGACAGCCUGCUCAGCCCUGGGGCACCAACCGUGGAGUUCUUCACAGACGCCCGGGUGCUCAACACAGUCCUGACCCGUGCCCAGUCCCAGCUGGUGGCUGUGGGGGACGCCGUGGUCCUCUGCUCCUUCGGGGCCUGCAGCAAGCUCUGGAAGAGCUUCAUCCGUGAGUGCGUGGAGCACCACAGCGUCUGCCCCGAGGGCCUGUCACUAGAGCAGAUUGAGCAGGGCGUGGCCCAGAGGCAGCGCUGGCACCACUGGGGCGGUGGCCAGCAGCCCCCAGCCGUCAUAGAGGAGGGAUGUGUGGCAGCGUCUCGGGACGCUGCCCCAGAGGAGGCCGCAAGGGGCCCGGCCCCGGAGCACACAGCUGUGAUGAAGGUCCUGCCGGAGGCUGUAGACCGGGGGGUCACAGUCACAGUGAAGACAGAGGCAGGGGACAUGGCUGUGGGGGGCCAAGCAACAAGGGAGGCAGCCCGAGUGCAGAUGGAGGCGGGGGAAGCAGCCUCAGCAGAGAACCCCACGAAGCAGGGCACUGCCCACGAGAACCUGGAGCCUGGAGCAACCACCACAGAGGGUGGGGAGCCUGAGGACCCCGAGGACUUGGAGUCUGACUUCUGGCCUUCGGAUGGGGAGCUCAAUGCCGAUGAUGCCAUCCUGCAGGAGCUUCUGGAUGAGAGCAAGAAGGUGACGGUGACUGUGGGGGAGGACGGGCUGCUGGACACUGUCACCAGGCUCGAGUCCCCGCAGCAGGCCCGGCAGUACACAAGCCGGCCCUCAGUUGUGCUAAAGCAGCUGCUGCGUAAAGAGCCUGAGGUGUACCGCCGCUGCGCCUUCACACAGGAAACCUUCGAGCGGGCGCUGGCCGUCCCGCUGGAUGACGCAGGCUCUGGCCCCAUCCAGGUCAGGGGCCGCCUGAACUGCGGGAUGGCCUUCACUGGGGACGAGGUGCUGGUGCAGGUCCUCAGCAGAGCCACGAGCGACAGGGGCCCAGCGGGACGGCUGCAGGGCCGCGUGCUGGGCAUACUGAAGCGGAGGAAGCGGGAGCUGGCAUUCGUGUGCCGGAUGGAUGAUUGGGACCCCCGAAUCAUGAUCCCCAUUGAUUUCUCCGUGACCAAGAUCUUUGUGGCUGAGAUGAAGGACCCCCUGCAGGUUCCCAUCCACUGCUUCUGCCAGGGCCGGGUGCAGCGCGUGAGAUACGAGAGGCUCACAGCUGACAGCCGGCGCAACCGGCUCUUCUGGGUCCGCAUCGUCCUGUGGCGGGAGUGCUUCUAUUAUCCCCUGGGCAUCAUCCUGGAGGUGCUGCCUGAAGCCAGCACCUGGGAGCAGGGCCUCCGGGUCCUUGACCUGGAGUACGGCCUGAGUCACCCCCUGCCAGACCCAGCCUCUGUCUCCAAGGUGCUGCAGAAAUACCGUGCAGAGCUUGGCCAGGCUCCCGGCCACCGAGAAGACUUCCGCAGCUUCCUGACCUUCACAGUGGACCCACAGGGCACCCGUAACCUGGACGAUGCUCUCAGUGUCCGGGACCUGGGCCCUAGGUACGAGGUGGCAGUGCACAUCACUGACGUGGCCAGCUUCGUGCCCAGGGAUGGGACGCUGGACGUGGAGGCCCGCAAGCUGGGUACUGCCUUCUAUGCCCCCGACAGGGAGCCAGUGCCUAUGCUGCCAGCCAGUCUCUGCCGGGAUGCACUCAGCCUCCUGCCCGGCCAGGACCGCUUCACCAUCUCCCUCUUGCUCACUGUGGAGAAGGGCAGCGACCAGCUCAAGAGCCUGCGCUUUGCACCUUCCAUAGUCUGCUCUGACCACCAGCUGUCCUAUGAGGAGGCUGAGGAGAUGAUCAAGGGGUACCCAGGGGGCGGCCUCACUCUGCCUGCUGGCCUGGACUCUGUGGAGGCCUGCAUCGCGGCUGCCUACUACCUCUCCCGGGUACUGCGCCGGCGCCGCCUGCAGGCUGCCUGCCACUACGAGCAGCCGGAUGAGGACAGUGCUCUGGGCUUCCGUGCAGCGCACGCCAUGGUCAAAGAGUACAUGGUCCAGUUCAACAGCCUCGUGGCUGGAUUCCUGCUGGGCAGUGAAUACACGCGCACAGUCACACCGCUGAGGUGGCAGCCACCACCAAGUGGCCACCAGCUUACGGCCGUGUGUGAGAAGCACAGGGAACUGGUGCCCCUGUCGCUGCACCUUCGUCACCACCUGCGUGGCUACACAGGUGUUGGCCCCCCCGACACAAAGCUGCGUGUGCUGGGCUCCCUGUGGAGACACGUCCAGGUUGCUGCCCGCACCCACGACUAUGACCAGAUGGUGGACCUGGUCACCACGGAUGACAUGCACCCCUCACUGGCUCCUGCGAGCCUCGACUUCCGAAAGGCCCUGACCCGCGCAGUUUUUGGCUGCUCUGGCCAGGGUGAGAGGCAGCUGGUUGGCCACUACUCGCUGAGGGUGGACUGGUACACGUGGGCAACCUCACCCAUCCGCAGGUACCUGGACGUGGUCCUGCAGCGGCAGAUCCUACUGGCACUAGGCCAAGGGGGCUCUGCGUACUCUGCCAGGGACAUUGAGGGGCUCUGCCAGGACUUCAGCCGCCAGCUUGCACGUGCCCAGAGCUAUCAGCGGCAGGCUUACAGCCUGCACCUGGCCACACAGCUCAAGGCCCAGCCUCGUGACAAGCUGGGCUUCGUGGUGGACGUGGAGAUGGGCACCCGCUGCUUUAAGCUGCUCUUCCCUGCCAACCGAGAGACCCUGCCUGACCCCUGCCCUGUCCAUUACCGCUUUCUGCAGCUGGCUGAACACCCCCGUGCCCUGGUGAGCCGGCCAGGCCUGCAGCUUGUGUGGCGCCGCCGCAUCUACUCAGUGCAGGCAUCCAAAUUGCCCUCCCUGCUGCCUGGCACCGUGUUCGACCCACAUGCCAGGACCAUGGACGCAGCCCUGUGGAGACAGCUGCUGGAGCUGGUGCAGGAGGAGCGCUGGCCAGAGGCAGCUGCCCUUAUCCAGGAGCAGGGUGAGAGAGAGCCGCAGAGGCGGGAGCUGGCACAGGUGCGGCAGAGCCACUGCGGCCACUUCCUGGAGGUGGUCCAGGAGCUGGGCAGGGGGGACACGCUGCAGGUGCAGCUCAGCGCCAGCCUGCAGCAUGGCUUCCUGGUGCCAACCCUGCAGCUGUGGACUGUGGUGCCUGGCCUUAGCCUCUGCCUGGAGCAUGUGGGGAGGCCUGGUGACUGCUUUUCAUGCCACGCACACCAGGCGUCGCGGGACCAGUACCGCGAUGUGGACGAGUAUGCCCACGUGUGGGAGCCGUUCUGUGCCCUGGAGUCGGUCACCAACACGGUCACCAAGAAUGAUUCCAUCACGCUGCAGCAUGUGAGGAUUUCUUGGGAUGCGGAGAGGACGCCGCAGGGACAGCUGCAGGGUGCCUUCCAUCUGGACUCCACUUUUCUCCAGGAAAAGUGCAUCAACAUCAACUUCAGAAGCUGCUACCUCUGCAUCCGGCUCGAGGGGCUGCCGGCCCCCCCAGCCAGCCAGCCCUGUGGGCCCAGCAGCCUCCGCCCCUUCCUGAGCAUCGACCCCAGCACGUAUACCUGGGUGGCCCACGGGGUUACAGAGCACGGGGACCAGGAGGGCCAGACAGAGCAGCAGGAGGCCCUCAGUCAGGUGUGCUUCUUCAUCCACCACAUGGCCACGGAGAAGGUUCCGGAAGAGGUGCUGAGGCUCGGCACCGAGUUCACUGUGGAGGUGCUGCCCAAGCAGCUUCCCGACCUCCGCAAGGAAGAAGCUGUGCGCGAGCUGGAGGGGGUGUCCCCGCUGGUCCUCAGCAUUGCCCUGGGCCAGCCUGUGCCCCAGCAGCUGCUCUGCAGAGUGACUCCCCGCAGGUUCCUGGAGCGAGAAGCCUACGACAUCCCUGGAGGAUGCCACAAGCUGAAUCCCAGCCAGAAUGGGGCCAUCAAGGAGGCACUGGAGAAGCCAUUCACCAUCAUCCAGGGCCCCCCAGGCACAGGGAAGACGGUCGUGGGCCUCCACAUCAUAUUCUGGUUCCACAAGUCAAACCAGGAGCAGGUGCAGCCCAGCAGUGCCCCUGAUGGAGAGCAGCAGCUGCGGGGGCCCUGCAUCCUGUACUGCGGACCCUCCAACAAGUCGGUGGACGUCAUGGCAGGACUGCUCCUGUGCAGGAGGGAGGAACUGAAGCCACUCCGUGUGUACAGCGAACAGGCUGAGGCCACUGAGUUCCCAGUGCCAGGUGUGGGCAGCCGGGGCCUGCCCAGGAAGACACCUCAGGAGGGGAGGCCCAACCAGGCCCUCAGGAGCAUCAGCCUGCACCACCGGAUCCGACAGCCCUCCAACCCAUACUCGAAACACAUCAAGGAGUUUGAUGCCCGGCUUCAGAAGGAGGAAAUCUUCUCUAUGGAGGACCUCAUCUUGUACAGGAUUAUGGUGGGGAAGGCACGGAAGUUUGAGCUGGAUCGGCACACGGUCAUCCUGUGCACGUGCUCCUGUGCGGCAUUGGCAAGCCUCAGAAAGCUGGAUGUCCAGCAGAUCCUCAUUGACGAGGCAGCCAUGGCCACAGAGCCUGAAACCCUCAUCCCUCUGGUGCGCUUCUCCCAGGCCAAGAAGGUGGUUCUCCUCGGUGACCACAAGCAGCUGCGGCCUGUGAUCAAGAACGAGCAGCUGCAGAACCUGGGGCUGGACCGGUCUCUCUUCGAGCGGUACCACAGGGAUGCCUACAUGCUGGACACACAGUACCGCAUGCACGAGGGCAUCUGUGCCUUCCCCUCCAUGGAGUUCUAUGAGAGGAAGCUGAAGACCUGGCAGGGCCUGAAGCAGCCACCCAGUGUUCUAGGCCAUGCUGGCAAGGAGAGCUGCCCAGUCAUCUUUGGCCAUGUGCAGGGCCAUGAGCAGAGCCUGCUCGUGUCCACAGAUGAAGGGAACGAGAACUCCAAGGCCAACCAGGAGGAGGUGGCAGAGGUGGUCCGAAUCACCAAGCAGCUGAUCCUAGGCAGGACAGUGGACCCCAGGGACAUCGCCAUCCUAACACCUUACAAUGCACAGGCCACCGAGAUCAGCAAGGGCCUCUUGCGGGAGGGCAUCACUGGAGUGACUGUGUCCUCCAUCACCAAGAGCCAGGGGAGUGAGUGGCGCUAUGUGCUGGUAAGCACCGUCCGUACCUGCCCCAAGAGUGACAUGGACCAGCGGCCGACCAAGAGCUGGCUCAAGAAGUUUCUGGGCUUCAUCGUGGACCCCAACCAAGUGAACGUGGCCAUGACCCGGGCCCAGGAGGGGCUCUGCCUGAUCGGAGACCACUUCCUCCUCCGCUGCUGUCCUCUCUGGAGUCGUCUCCUGGACUUUUGUGAGGCCCAGAAGAGCCUUGUGCCUGCUGGCCAGGUGCGGGUCCAGAGGAGGCCAGCCUUGUCUUCCUGA
This is a messenger RNA of Cynocephalus volans (Philippine flying lemur), 8034 nucleotides long. RefSeq names its product helicase with zinc finger 2 (gene HELZ2). The record is from RefSeq and is a predicted model, not a curated record. The transcript has 17 exons. Gene Ontology annotation, molecular function: 5'-3' DNA helicase activity; RNA nuclease activity; ATP hydrolysis activity. NCBI's taxonomy places the organism in Eukaryota, Metazoa, Chordata, Mammalia, Dermoptera, Cynocephalidae. Bases 1 to 8034 code for a protein of 2677 amino acids.